Molecule: messenger RNA, 2226 nt
Organism: Sparassis crispa
Lineage: Eukaryota; Fungi; Basidiomycota; Agaricomycetes; Polyporales; Sparassidaceae
Product: Threonine--tRNA ligase, cytoplasmic
Exons: 13
Coding region: 1-2226 (741 amino acids)
Biological process (GO): threonyl-tRNA aminoacylation
Cellular component (GO): cytoplasm
Molecular function (GO): threonine-tRNA ligase activity; ATP binding
Source: RefSeq, a predicted model, not a curated record
AUGGCCUCAGCAGUCCUACAGAGUGACCACCCAAGCUCUGCUCCCCACCCUGUCUCAUCGUCUUCACAUCCGGUGCAACUUUCCGCCCUGAAAGGUCCUCACGCGAACGGUGACCAGAAACCACACAAAGAGAAGAAGGACAACACCGCGUCUGCGUCUGCAUACCCACUAGAGCUCAACCCACCACCAGAGUUCUUCCAUCAUAAAAUUCAGAUAUUUGAUAAAUUAAAGGCCGAGUAUGACGAGUGGGUGAAAGUACAACCGCGUCAAGAGAUUCAGAUCACGUUGCCAGAUGGCUCCGUACGCCAGGGCAGGAGCUGGGAAACCAGCCCGAUGGAUGUCGCGAAAGAGAUCUCAAGGGGUCUCGCGGAUCGUAUCGUCAUAGCCAAGGUCAAUGGCGACGUAUGGGACUUGGAACGGCCGCUGGAAGGUUCAUGCAAAUUGGAGUUGCUCGACUUUGAGCACCCAGAAGGCAAGCGCGUGUUCUGGCACUCAUCCGCGCACGUCCUUGGCGAGGCUGCUGAGCGUCACUACGGAUGCCACCUGUGCAUCGGUCCGCCGACUGAGGAAGGGUUCUUCUAUGAAAUGGCUCUGGAUGACAGGGUCGUGACGAACGCCGACUACCCCGCUCUAGAGAAGGUAUCAGACCUUGCCAUUAAGCAGAAGCAAAAGUUCGAGCGACUUGUGGUGCCGAAGGAGACUCUGCUCGAGAUGUUUUCCUAUAACAAAUACAAGAAGUACCUCAUAGAGAGCAAGAUCCCCGACGGCACGUCCACCACUGUCUACCGCUGUGGACCGAUGGUAGAUCUCUGCGUCGGCCCACACAUACCGCACACGGGGAAGAUAAAGGCGUUCAUGGUGACCAAGAACUCAGCGUCGUACUUCCUUGGCGACCCGAAGAACGACUCGCUGCAGCGCAUCUAUGGCAUCUCAUUCCCUGACAAAAAGCAGCUUGUAGAGUACAAGGAAUUCCUCGCAGAGGCAGCACGACGAGACCAUAGAAAGAUCGGCAAGGAGCAAGAGCUAUUCUUCUUCAACGACCUCAGCCCCGGGAGCUGCUUCUGGCUCCCACAUGGCACUCGGAUAUACAACACCUUGACUGAGCUUCUGCGGUCCGAGUACUUCAAGCGUGGUUACCAAGAAGUCAUCUCGCCGAACAUGUACCACAGCAAGCUGUGGGAGACGUCCGGUCACUGGCAGAACUACAGAGAUGACAUGUUCACGCUGAUCGUUGAGAAAGAGCCGUGGGCGCUGAAGCCUAUGAACUGCCCGGGUCACUGUCUCAUCUUUGACUCGCGCGAUCGCAGUUACAAGGAGCUGCCCAUCCGCAUGGCCGAGUUCGGUAUCGUUCACCGAAACGAGGCGUCUGGCGCAUUGACUGGGCUCACCCGCGUGCGCCGGUUCGUCCAGGACGAUACGCAUGUCUUCUGCAUGCCUUCUCAGAUUGAGGAGGAAAUUGGUGCCUUGUUUGAUUUUAUGGAGCAUGUGUACGGUCUUUUCGGCUUUGACUUCAAGCUUGAGCUGUCCACCCGGCCUGAUAAUUACCUUGGUGCCAUCGAGGCCUGGGACGAAGCAGAGAACCAAUUGAAGAAGGCGCUCGACAAGCAGUAUCCAGGGAAGUGGGAGCUUAACCCCGGCGACGGUGCGUUCUACGGGCCCAAGAUUGACAUCACCAUCCGUGAUGCCCUGCGCCGCUCGUUCCAGUGCGCUACUAUUCAGCUGGAUUUCCAGCUGCCCGAGCGCUUCGAUCUCAAAUACCGCAGCGCUGAUAACAGCGCGAAUGCUGAUAAGGGCCCGUCGCGACCCGUCAUCAUCCACCGCGCGAUCCUGGGCAGCUUGGAACGGUUCAUCGCCAUCACCACCGAACACUUUGCUGGCAAAUGGCCAUUCUGGUUGUCUCCGCGUCAAGUCCUGGUCGUACCUGUCGCUGCUCCUUUUAAAGACUACGCGUCCGAGGUCGCCAACACCCUCUCCGAUCUAGGCAUAUUUGCUGACGUCGACAACGGCGAGAACACGCUCCCGAAGAAGAUCCGCAACGGCGAGAUUUCGCAGUGCAACUUCAUCCUAGUGGUUGGACAGCAAGAGUACGACAACCGCUCGGUGAACGUGCGUAAUCGCGACGACGUCGGCACCAAGGCCAAGGGCGAGAUGGUGCCGUUGGACGAGGUUGUCAAGAAAUUAGUAGCUCUGAAAGCAAGCCGCUGCCUAGAGAACAAGCUUCUGUGA